CUACUUUUACAACCAACUUUAUCAGCUUCUCAGUAUCAUUUUGUCUCUUCAGAUUCCUGUAUUUUCUUUUGGUGGUGUUUGUAUUUUUGAGAAAUCUCUGUUCUUGCAAUGGCGGAAGAAAAUGCAGGAGAGCAUCAAGAUCGCGGGCUGUUCGGCUUGUUUGGGAAGAAGAAAGAAGAGGAGACACAUCAGCAGCAUGUCAGUGCUGUGGAUCCACACAUGGCGGGUGUGACCCCGCAUGAGCAGGGACACGUAGGCGAGGCUCACCCUGUGCCGGUGUCUCAUGGCCACGUGGAGGAGGGAAAGGUCCAUGGCGAAGGUGUGGAGAAGAAACAGGAAGGGGGCCUCAUGGCAAAACUGCAUCGAUCUAACAGCUCUUCUUCCAGCUCUUCUAGCGAUGAGGAAGAAGAUGAAAAGGGAGAGAAAAAGAAGAAGAAGAAGAAGGGUGGAUUGAAAGACAAGAUAAAGCUUCAUGAGAAGAAAGAGGAAGACCACGGUCAUGGCAAGACUGAAGAAGAGGGAGAGAAGAAGGGGUUGAUGGAAAAGAUCAAAGAAAAGCUUCCUGGACACAACAAAGAGGAAGAAAAAGAGCAUUGAAGAGCAACUGGGUUUUUUGGUUCCAGUUUCAUUUUAUAUUAAGUUGUGUGCAGCUACGUGUGUUUACAAUCUUCCGGUUUGAACCAUACUAUGGAUUAUAUGCAUUCUGUGUUUUUCUAUAUAUAAUAAGAAUGUAAUGGUGGUGGUGUUUUUUGUA
Molecule: messenger RNA, 754 nt
Organism: Cryptomeria japonica (Japanese cedar)
Lineage: Eukaryota; Viridiplantae; Streptophyta; Pinopsida; Cupressales; Cupressaceae
Product: phosphoprotein ECPP44
Exons: 2
Coding region: 109-597 (162 amino acids)
Biological process (GO): response to water
Source: RefSeq, a predicted model, not a curated record